Tachyglossus aculeatus (Australian echidna) is the source of this 717-nucleotide messenger RNA. RefSeq names its product vomeronasal type-1 receptor 4-like. The coding region runs from base 1 to 717 and encodes 238 amino acids. Lineage: Eukaryota; Metazoa; Chordata; Mammalia; Monotremata; Tachyglossidae. Gene Ontology annotation, molecular function: pheromone receptor activity. Gene Ontology annotation, biological process: G protein-coupled receptor signaling pathway. The transcript has 4 exons. The record is from RefSeq and is a predicted model, not a curated record. Gene Ontology annotation, cellular component: membrane.
AUGCUGCCUUCAGUUUUGUUCCAGGAAAGUGUGACUGCCCACGAGCUGCUCUCUCAGCCAGCAGGAAAGGUGGAGAUGGGUACUCACCUUCUGAGCAUGUUCCAGGCCAUCACCAUCAGUCCCGGCAACUCGUGCUGGGCUGGAGUCAAAUCCGUAUUCCCCAAGUGCAUCAUCCCCUCCUGUGUCCUUUUCUGGGUCCUCAGUCUGCUGAUUGAUGUCAAUGUGGUGAUAUAUGUGACAGGCCCUCGGAACAGCACCAGUGUACACGUCGCAUUCGACCUCAAGUAUUGUGCAGUAACCUCUCCCAGUACAGAGGCUGCCCUGGUAAACGCAGUUAUGGUCUCCUUCCGAGACCUGUUCUUUGUGGGGAUCACAAGCAUGGCCAGCGGUUACAUGGUGUUCAUCUUGCGCAGGCACCACCAGCGGGUCCGGCACCUUCACAGGCCUGGCCACUCCCCCAGGGUGAUGCUCGAAGUCAGAGCAGCCAAGAGGGUUGUUGCCCUGGUGACGCCCUAUGUCAUCCUCUAUGGACGACAGUCGAUCACGUUGAGUGUUUUACUAAAUAGGAAGGAGAAGUCUCCUCUGCUGGUAAAUAUCCACAUGGUGCUGUCGUUCACCUUCUCCACCAUCAGUCCAUUCCUGGUGAUUCACAGUAGGAGGGUGUUGGAGACCAGCUGCCUGGAAAGACAUGCAAACUCUCAAGAACUCCAAUAUUAG